This is a messenger RNA of Pseudogymnoascus destructans, 2817 nucleotides long. RefSeq lists its product as uncharacterized. Gene Ontology annotation, molecular function: oxidoreductase activity. The transcript has 3 exons. Bases 213 to 2564 code for a protein of 783 amino acids. NCBI's taxonomy places the organism in Eukaryota, Fungi, Ascomycota, Leotiomycetes, Thelebolales, Thelebolaceae. The record is from RefSeq and is a predicted model, not a curated record.
CCUCGAAGACAUUUAGGAGAAUAUAUUGUCGACUAACUUCCUGGCAUCAUCCUGAAAACUGUUUGUUGGUAUAUAAACUGGGAGCAUUAUUUUAUAUUUAGCUCCAAGCAUACUUAUUCCAGGAAGUUUCCAGAAUAUACCGAAGCAGUGUGUCUACGUGGUAGCAGACUUCUGGCGCGCGUCGUCGAAAGUCAGCUGAGUGGUAAAUAAGGAUGGCAAAAACAGUAUGCAUUAUUGGCGCGGGUCCAGGUGGGAUAGCAGCUGCCAGGGCAUUUAUGUACCCCAAAGGAGCUUUCAAAGUUACAGUCUUUGAGCAGCUGUCGAGAAUUGGUGGGCUUUGGCCCAGUAAUUCCACUGACAAAGGCUUAAUAAACCCGUCUAUGUCUACGAACCUGAGCAAGUAUACAGUCUGCUUUAGUGACAAAACGUGGCCAGAGAAUGAGCCUUCCCGCCCGAGCCCUCUGUUUCCCAAGGCCAGCGAUGUAGGCCAGUACCUUCAACAGUAUGUUGACAAGUACCUGAACAGCCCGUCGGUUGAGAUCAAAACAAGCUGCCGCGUUGAAGAGGCUAGUAUGGUUGAGGAUGAUGCCUCUAACCCAAUAAAAUGGAGGAUACGAGUGAAAAAGCUGCGUACUGAUGUUAAAGGGCCACACUCCCUAGAAACCGAAGACACUUCAGCCGACUCAAGAGUUAGUGUUGUUGGGACCGAGGAGCACUUUUUUGACCAUGUCAUAAUAUCUUCUGGAUUCUUUAGCAAGCCAAUAAUCCCAAAAACUUUUACGCAGAAAGAGGGCAUGCCCAUUCCCAUCAUUCACAGUUCAGAGUUUUCAAACCUCAAAGAAUUGUUGGAAGGCAAUAAAGGAACCCCAGGCAAGAUUCUGGUUGUGGGCGGGUCAAUGUCUGGCGCUGAAACAUCCGCGACAAUCGCAGCUCAGAUUUCAUCCGAGAUUCAUUCUCCUGGAAAAUCAGACAUUGAGUCUAUAGAGCAGUACACGAUCCACCAUGUAACGAGCAAGCCGUUUUGGACAUUGCCGUUCUUCUUGCCUUUGAAGACGCAGGUUGACAAUGAGAAGCAGGAUGGCAAGGUCAUUAAUCCGGCGCCAGAAUUUUUACCCAUCGAUAUGGUUAUGUUUAACCUUAGCAAUAGGUCUCCCGAAGAACGCUUGAAAAAUAGAUCUGGCAUCGUAAGCCCAGAGGCAGCGCAGAAGUCACACGCUGCCUUCAAAUUAUUUAACGGUGGUGAAGCAGCUGCCCAUGCUUUCUUGCCCGCAGAUAAGGAAACAGAUGCCCCUUGGCUAGCAAUCAGCGAUAAUUAUUCCUCGUUCGCUCAGUCCGGCGCGAUCAAAAUAACAAGGGGACGAGUGAAGUCCCUGGCCGACGAUAAUACAUCUGUCAUUGUCGAAAUGCCCUCGUCAACUGAAACAUUUGAUAAUAUCUCUGCGAUUAUCUUUGCCACGGGCUUUGAUAGCGCAUCCUCUCUGUCCUUCCUCCCUAAAUCCAUUCUAUCCACUCUUGGAUACGAUCCUUCAACUCCAGACCUACCGCUCGCCCUGUCAUUACACAGCACAAUACACCCCUCUUUACCUUCUCUAGGCUUUGUUGGGUUUUACCGAGGCCCAUACUGGGGCGUUGCGGAGCAGCAAGCAGCUCUUCUGCGCGUCCUCUGGCAACCCGACGCCUCGCCGCCUCCAGCUCUGAGCUCUGCCCUCGAAAACACAAGCUCUAUCAUUCCUGCACUACGAAGCUGUCGCAAAGAGACCCUGGAGAGACUCGCGCAGUUUCCAAUGGGUGAUUAUACUCACAUUAUGGAAUCUCUCCGAGAAAUGCAGGGCCAUGGGCCAGUUGAAGCUGCCGAUAGCUACUGUACGCCUGUCACACCGGCACUGUAUGCAACCGGUUUGCAAGGCCUCGGUGAGGGUGAAGAAGCUACAGAAUCUAAAGAAACCUUACGGCUCAUAAAACAAGAGAUUGACGGAAGCCGAGGUGGAAAAUUUGUGGCCAAGGCAAUCUUCCGCUCCCUCCAGGGGAACUGGGUUCUGAACCGCACCAUUAAAAGUAAUAUUUCGACAUACCCCUCGGGCUCUUUGUUUGGAACCGCGAGAUUUUAUCCCAGGCGCCCUACGGCCGAGGGUUUCGCAGCAGAGUAUCUGUAUGUUGAGGAUGGAGAUUUUAAGACAGAUACUGGGAUGCAGUUUAGAGCGACGAGGAGGUACAUCUAUAGGUACGCGGAGGCCGAGGACAAGUUAAGCGUUUGGUUUGUGAAAACGGACAACGAGACGGUUGACUAUUUGUUCCAUGAGCUGCAGAUGAUAUGCCCUCAUCCAACAGCAGGUGAACAGACGAGCAGCACUCUGCAUGGGGUCGACGAGCAAAAUUCGAAGGAAUUGGUACCGCCAAGGGACAGGAGAUGGAAGGCAACAUCUCAUCACCUUUGCAUUGACGAUACCUAUGACCCCGAGUAUGAAUUCGCAUUCCGGGGUGUGGAGGUAGCUAAAUGGAGUGUGGGGUAUCACGUGAGGGGACCGCAUAAAGACUAUUGGAUUGGGAGCGUUUUCACGCGGUAACCUUUUGAGAUUCAUUACGGGUAGAAUAUUCUACAUCGACGCACGGCGUAUUGUAUACAUGAUAGAUAUUAUGCUUUUCUAAACUGGGAAAUGAUGAAGUGUACGGCUUCACGUGGCGUGUGGGCCGUGAGCCCUGACAGUUGACAGUUCUGCAACUCCUGCCCCUUUUCAUUGAUGUGGGACACCAUGUACCACGCACGGACCAAUUCGCAUAAUUUCUCUUCAUCUCAGCCAAACAAUCUUAGCCCUCGCC